CAUUGAACCAUUUCCUGUGACAGACUCCAAGAGCUUGUACUUUUAAGAUCAGUUUGUUGUCUGGCGGAUUUGAACUGUUCCUCAUACCUGCAAUUCCGCCAUUUUACACGCUCCUAAAUUCCAAUUGACCGACCGUGCCGACUAGUCCCUCCACACAAUGGCUUUCCGAACCGGCUCGCAAUCCUUCUUCCUCCAGGCGCGGACACUGCGUUCGACAGCCUCGAGGUCUUCAGGGCCUUCGCCAUACCUCUUCCAGAGAUAUCACUCAGCCCGGCCUUUCAGCACAGGCAAAGACAAUCUUCAAGAUCGCGAGUCUCUCAACCCCCGCCGCUCCGAGGGCACUAAUUUCGGCGUUGACGACCAGGUGGCCGAGAAAUCCACGGCUUUCAACGGCAACAACACCAACCCGGAAGCUGAGAAGAAGUCCAUGGACAACGAGAGCAACGGGAACCCGCUCGACGCGAGCGGAGCGAAUCAAGACUUCUCGAAGCCACAUAAUCCGGAGGAGAAGACCGCGGACAAGGGAGAUAAGAAGACGAGGAGCAAGGGGCAUGGUGGGAAGAAGCACGGCAAGGUUGGAACCGACGUGAGUGGUUAGGGGAGGGGAGGUGUAUAAAAGGGGACAAGGGACCGCACAUCCCCAGCUGACUGGCUGGAGAAUGUACAAAUCAACGCAAACACGCAUGGGUUUUGCAUUUCGGCGUUGGGGAAUUGCAUCAUGGAGUCCAACACUCGGCA
This is a messenger RNA of Chaetomium strumarium, 738 nucleotides long. RefSeq lists its product as uncharacterized. The record is from RefSeq and is a predicted model, not a curated record. The transcript has a single exon. Lineage: Eukaryota; Fungi; Ascomycota; Sordariomycetes; Sordariales; Chaetomiaceae. The coding region runs from base 158 to 598 and encodes 146 amino acids.